GUGAACACGCGACCAGCGCGAGGAGGGGGGCUUCCAGACGCGUGCCGCUUUUUAAGCCGACGCAGCGCCUUGAGACACCAGAGAAGGAGUCCCGCACGCGACCCGAAAGCCUCUUACACACACACACAAACACACAAACUGUGCGCAAUUGUGAAUUCCUAGGAACACCUCCUAAUACAGUUAUAGGGGGAACGUUUUCUUGUUAUUUUGGAAAUAUGGAUGUGUUAACGGUGGAAGAGUGGAGUAAAGGCGCGCGGGAGGUUGCAGCUCUGUGUGCGCUGCAACAGGAACGCGUCAGCACCGGGGUGGUGGAGAGGGGAGGGAACCAUCAACUCCAGGUGUCCCGCUACGACCCGGGACAUACGCUCGUGGACGGCGGCAGUGACCCACGCGCCUGGCUAACCGACGCUUCUGGCACCUGCGCGGCACACGCCACAUCACCCGACUACCUGCGGCACUCGCCCUGUCCGAGCACCGGCUCCUACCAGGAGAGUUGUUCCCCCGGGUCCUCGGGCCAUCCCAGCCCUCCCAUUCACAGAAGAUCUGCCAAGAGUCCCUCCUCUUCCUCGCUCAAAGUCAGGGACCUGUGCCGCCUCAAAGGCACCAUCACAGGGCCCGAAGAAGAGGCCCCCCUGAGGCAGAGAGCGCAGUCCAGCAAGCCCGUCAGCGGCGUCCAGAGGCAGAGGCGGGUGGCCGCCAAUGCACGUGAGAGGAGGCGCAUGCACGGGCUGAACCACGCGUUCGACGAACUGCGCAGCGUCAUCCCGGCGUUCGACAAUGACAAAAAACUCUCCAAGUACGAAACUCUGCAGAUGGCGCAGAUUUACAUCAACGCUCUGGCCGAGUUGCUGCAAGGUCCGGUGUCCACCAACAAUGAAAACUCCGACGGUUCACCAAAGCGUGAUAUUUUGCUGUCACCCGCAGAUGGUUUUGAAGGGGCAAAAGAAAGGGCUGCCCAGUCGCUGUCACUUACCUGCAGGACAGCGGUGGCUCUGCCCCUCUCUGGCGAUGCCAUACCUGUUCACAUCAACGGGAUGCCAUUCCGCUCCUCAUUCCAAGAAAACUCAUUCACUGGCAGAGUUGAAAAAGCGAUGUCUUCCCCUUCUUCCUCGUCGUCACUUGUCGGGAAUGGGAGGAAAGAGUCUCCACGAAGCGACGGGGAGUUUUCCCCGCGCUCCCACUUCAGUGACUCGGAUGAAAUAGCAAUGGAGCUCCACUCAAGUGAAGAAGAUGAUCUGUCGGAAAUCAAGCUACCCAGCCACCGUCAUCCCACCGUGUCAUUCUAAAUAGUUUUUGAAUAAAAAAAGACUAAAUAAAAAUAGUUCACUGCAACAGAAUUGACCAAAUUUCAUUAAAACGUGUCAAUCGCACCUACAGCCUUGUAACUUCAGAGGGAAAAUAUUUCUCCUUUGCUUUUCAUUUCGCAAAGAAAAAAAAAUGUUUCCUGUGUCCGCAAUAACUGUUGUUACUUUGUUCGAAAGGCCUGAUUCGGUUCUGCCAAC
Xiphophorus maculatus (southern platyfish) is the source of this 1502-nucleotide messenger RNA. It is a transcript of the gene atoh1a, whose product is annotated as atonal bHLH transcription factor 1. The record is from RefSeq and is a predicted model, not a curated record. NCBI's taxonomy places the organism in Eukaryota, Metazoa, Chordata, Actinopteri, Cyprinodontiformes, Poeciliidae. The transcript has 2 exons. Gene Ontology annotation, molecular function: protein dimerization activity. The coding region runs from base 216 to 1286 and encodes 356 amino acids.